AAACCGAUGCAGGCGCCGGCCCCGGUUCAGAUCAUCCAGAACAUCGUGCCGCACCUCGGCACGCAGGCGACGUCGCUCGAGAAGGUGCUGCGAACGCUCUGCGCCAAGAUCGAGACGCUCGAGUCGUACAUCAACGCCAUGUCGAAUGGCGUCACGGAGAUGGACCAGCGCCUCCGCACGAUCGCCCACAACAUUGAAGGCUCGACAGAAGACACCUUUGACGCAGGCAGCGUCAUCCACUUCCCGCUCGAACGCAAGCUCAGCGAACGCGCGUCUUCGAACGUCGUCGACAACAUUUUCAAAAAGUUUGGCGCCGGUACCAAGGUGCGGCACCAUCGACAUCGCCACCACGCCAAGUUUGUCGUCGAUGACGCGGUGAUCCCAGACAUGAGCGGGUCACGCAAGUCAGCGCCCGCGGUGGAGCCGCCACGUACGAUUCUCGAAGAGGCUCGACGCAGAACGUCGUCAUCGAGCGUCGAUGCGGCUGCACUCAAUACGGAACCCCCGGCCGCUGCGCCUGAAAUCGCAACACCAGCAGCGGUUGUGUCACAGACGGCUUUAGAAGGGACGCCUCAAGUGCCAUCAAAUGCCCCCCCUGAAGUAGCCUCCAAUGCCCCCGCUCAAGUGCCGUCGGAGCCCCACCCUCAAGCAGCCCCGAAAGACACGCCACAAGUCACGCCGCAAAACCCCUCGGACAUGGUGUCUCAAGUGGUGGCGCCGACAGACGCGCCAGUAGUCGACGCUACGUUGGGACCCAGCCUCGUCGAAGGUGACGACACCCAAGCAGCGGUGGUUGCAACGGAUGCUGUCAACGCUCAGUUGACCGAGGAGAUGCCCGUGGAUGAUCGCACAGCGCCGUCUGCUCUCGAAGACAAUGCACCCGCGGCGCCAACGACUGCGCCUCUCACUAAUCCACCGCCCCCCGCACUGGACGAAGCUGCCAUGGCGACCGACCCUUCGAGCGUUCUGGAGAGCGAUGUUCCGCGACUCGAGAGCGCCGUUGCGGCACCUCACCCACGGGUGGAUCCCAGCGAAGUAGAGUCCCCGCUGUCGGUCGCAUUUCCACUGCAGCGGUCGCAGACGGUGCCCCCCAUGCACAUGGAUGCGCAGUUGACGGUGGGCCUUGUGCUUGUGCGCACUCACUCGGCACCCAAGGUGGCGCAUAUCAAAGCAGCACCCGUUCUCAGUGUCAAAUUCAAUACGACCCCGCAGACGACACCGUCGCCAGCACCGGUGCCGGCCACUGUCACGUCACCAAAAGGGGGUAGCACCACCACCGGGGGUCUCCCCCGGGUGCGGUCCAAGCAAGGAUCGAUGCGACGCCUCCCAUCGUCCAAGCGCAACACGGUUGAGGUCGCGCCACGCAACGAUCCGCCCCUCCAACCGAUCGACCCCAAGAGCGAAGAGAGCGGCAGCGAUAGCUACAGCGACGAUGACGUUGAUGUCGUCUACAAUGCAACGCCACCGUCGACAACUGACGCCUUGUCGCGCGAGGAGAUUGCACGUCGCAAGGCGCUCGGUCAGGCCGCGUGGGAGAAGCUGCGCAAGAAGCAAUUCCUUCUGACGAAAGUCAAGGGGAACAUUCUGACGACCAAGAAGAAGGACGUCUUUACGGUCGCGCGACGGCUUGAGAUGCUCGAGAAACACUCCAAGGAACUCUUUGCAGGUUCCAAGCAGUUUACUCUCGAGUUUCAGAACACCAUUGCCGAUCUCACGACGCGUGUGCGGUCCGAACUCGCUGCCAAAGCCGACGCCACGUCCCUUCUCUUCUUGAAUCAGCUCCAGAACGACGCCGAGCGCUCGAUACGCAGUCUCAUGGACGAUAUUGCAAGUCUCAAAACGACCAAAGCCGAUCUUUCCGCGGUCGAGGCCAAAGAGAGGCGCACCAAAGACGCCAUCGACAAACUCACAAAAGACCUCGAGUCGCUCCAACGCAAGCUUGGUGUGAUGAGCGUGAGCUACGGCACCGAGUUUGCGUCGCUUGAGGCGCGGCAGACUACGUUGGAAGAAGCCAUUUUGCACCACAAGGCCAAGGAAGAUGGCAUCUGCAUCGCACGUUGCUUGUCGUGCCACAAAGAAGUGACCGAGAACCCGGCCGAGAAGAGCGACGACGAGGACGCUACCGCCGACGACCCUGGUCUUCUCAAGAAAAUCAAUCCGAGCGUCUAUCGAAGUAAUGUGCCGCUGCAUGCGACGCUGCAGCACCUCGAGACGGCGACGACAGAGGCGCCCGCGUCCCCUGGCCCCUUUCGGCCACUCAACUUGGUGGCGGGCAAGAAGGUGCUCAAGGCACGACCUGGCACCGCCCCGAUCCGUGCCAAAGGAAACAAAAAGCCCGAUACGUGAAAUCUACGAAAUCGA
Molecule: messenger RNA, 2361 nt
Organism: Saprolegnia diclina VS20
Lineage: Eukaryota; Oomycota; Saprolegniomycetes; Saprolegniales; Saprolegniaceae
Exons: 10
Coding region: 7-2346 (779 amino acids)
Source: RefSeq, a predicted model, not a curated record